Molecule: messenger RNA, 2223 nt
Organism: Amoebophrya sp. A25
Lineage: Eukaryota; Dinophyceae; Syndiniales; Amoebophryaceae
Source: the annotation of a GenBank genome assembly
CUUCAACUAGACGAAGUGGAAAAUGCUCCUCCUGCUUCUACUUCCUUCCACAACAAGUACAAGUACAAGAUUUUUUCCGAAAACAGUAGUACUUCUUUCGAAAUCAUCUCCAACAAAAUUCGCCGAAACACCUCUUUAGUCAGUGCACAGAACCACUCUCAAACCGCGAAAAAACCGGAAGAAUUGGUCGCGACAAUGCAGCAAUUGUUCCAGAUGCAAAACCUCAACUCUCUGCGACAUCGUCUAUUCGAUUUGCUGGGACAGAAUCCCUAUGCGGGGCUCUGUGUCCCAGAAAACGUAGAUCCUUGUACCUUCUAUUUCGCAGAGGACAAUGUGGAGAAUUUCGUUACUUCAUUAGAACAAGUGCCAUUGGGCAGCGGCAGUAAGAGGGCACUUAUCUUCAAGUCUUCUACAUCUAUUUCUGCGGAUGAACAAGCUUCUCAACUAGGAGAUGCUGUUGAUAUGGAGUACAACGUGUACGACGAUGCCGUUAAUAUCACUACUCGAGCUAAAGAAGAUGGUCUCAUAGAAGAUGGAGAAGAAGAUGGUGUUGCUGAAGAAGCUAGUCACAUAGAAGAAGAUGGAGACGCACGCGAAGACAGUGAUUUGGAUAGAAGAGGAUCCACUACUAGUACAACACGAGGGACGAAACCACUACAAGCCUCAAUCCCAAAAAAUGUUGAUCGUAGAAGAGGUCCUCCAAGUCAGGCUGGUCGCGGUUUGAGACGCGACUGCGCUUCCUCCGAUGACGAAGAUGAGUUACCUAUUGCCGCAAUCUCGAGUGAUUCUUCUUCCACUGGCAGUGAUGAGGAGGAUAACAAGCCUCACAUUGAUGCUUCGGACAUUGCAAGCGGACGAUUUUCGGAUUCAGAACAAGACUCAGGAUCGAGGCAGGGUUCGAGCUUAGCUGAUGCUGAUAUUGUUGAACGAGCUUCGUUUAUUGAUUUUGAUGACAAUGACAGACGUGACGAACAAGGCUCCAACUGGGUCUCGGACGACGAGAGCGACCGCAACACUACCGAUGUAGAAGAUCCAGCAAAUCAUGUACCAGCAAAUGCUGCUGAAAACGACACCCAAGAACUACCAGUCCGAACAGCAGACUCCGAUUGCGAAUAUCAUCUCCCAUUUGAAGAAGAGCUGUCUUCAGAUUUCGAACAGGCGAGCUACUGGACUUCCUCAACAGACUGGUCCGAUACAGAAUCAGAAGAUGAUGAGGCUUCACAGGCACAGCUUCGAGGAAGAGGUCAUACUACUAGUAGAAGAAGAAGUUUUUCAUCAGGUUCAUUGAUAGACUCUCAACAGUCGGAGAUAGAUGAUUCCGAUUGUAGUCCUCGACAAGAUGAGUCACUGUGAAGUUGAUUUUUCUAUCUUGUUGGCGCAGAAGACCAGAAGACUCGCCAAUUUAAUAUGUAGUUAUAGACCAUGACGAGUUUCGACAACAGAGUUUUUUAGAAAUACGACCUAAAACGAUGACAUACCUCUCACACGACAGAGGAACAUUACAGACACUAAGAAAUCCUAUAGAAGUCCUUAUACCUUUCGUACCAAACUAACAGCACACUCUCGCUAAGGGUGGUUGCUCGGGCUAUCAUAUUUCAGCGAAAUGUGAAGUAAAAACAAUAUCUAUAUCAUAGUUCUCGCCCAGAACAUGAUAUCAUUCUUAGAUUCUAGUUCCAAUGUAUGAACAAAGUACGCAACCUAUACUAGCUCUUUUAGAUCACAGACAGAAAAAUGCGCUCUAUUGCUCGACGCAGACGGGCUAUUUUUGGUUUUACAAUUUACAAGAGUUUAGCUGUGGAUGAUGAACGAUCUAACGUAAAACAUAUCGCUAUAUGUGCGCUACAGAUAGUAGCUUUUUUGAAUGAUAAGUCACAUGUUUUGGUGCGGACCAUCAAGUUACGAUAUGCAUGAGCACGACACAACUUAGGAUAAUAUUGUCGCAAUACCGGAACCAUGCACUUCGCGUGGACAUUAUAGUAAAACUUAAUCGGAGAAGUUUAUUGAUCAUCAGCCCAGAAGAAAUCAUAUUGACCGGAAAAACUUCGCAAAAAGGCGAAAAAACUCGUACUUUCUACAACUUAGCAACAACUGACAAAAAUAGUAGAAGAAGAUUGCCCAACUCAUUCGAUAAUACCCACUCACUGUGGCAACAUCUUCGAGAAUCAAUAAUAUUCGCACUCAUUCACGUUUCCACUUAUAUCGCUAGCUCACAUUGAUAUCCUC